Molecule: messenger RNA, 495 nt
Organism: Musa acuminata AAA Group (dessert banana)
Lineage: Eukaryota; Viridiplantae; Streptophyta; Magnoliopsida; Zingiberales; Musaceae
Product: early nodulin-20
Exons: 1
Coding region: 1-495 (164 amino acids)
Source: RefSeq, a predicted model, not a curated record
AUGGCGCUCUCCUCGCCACCGUCAUUGCUUGCUCUCUCGGUUAUCUCCAUCGUUGUCCUCAUCAUCUCGAUGGCCGAUCUGACCUCGUCCCAGAUCUCACCCUCGCCCUCGCCUGUCUCCGGGGGUCCCCUUCGAUCGCCUCCCGCACCCUCGCCGACGUCUCCCGUAUCGAAGACUCCAUCCCCGUCCCCGUCGCCGGGAACCCUUGGAUCCCCUCCAGCGCCACCGCCGGAGACGCUCUCUCCCGCACCGACCCCGUCCACGGCGCCUUCCCCCGCGCCGAGACCGGGAAGCGCGGAUGUCCGGGCAGAUGUGGACGAAGUCGGAGGAGGAGGAGGAGAGGGAGGCAUGAGCGGGGGUAAAAAGGCGGGGAUCGCGGCGGGGAUCAUACUGGGGGUGGCGGUGCUGGCCGUGGGGGCGGUGCUCUACAAGAAGCGGCGCGACAACAUCCAGCGGUCCAGGUACAGCUACGCCACCCGCAGGGAGAUGCUUUGA